AGACAUAGUAAGUUGUGUAGCAUGGCACACAACAGAUGAGGUGCUAUCUUGCAGUGAUGACCAUGAAGUUCUCAUCUGGAACAUGGUGAGCAAUGAAACCACCAAAUUGCUUACACUUUCCAAUGAACUCUUCCCCACAGACAUGCAUAUUUUCCCCAGGACUUCAACUCCAGGUGGUAUUAAGAAGCAGAUUGGUGGUGACAUGUUCGUGAUUACAACCACUGAUGGAAAAUUUCAUUUGAUCAAUCGCACUGGUCGCAUAGAAAAAAGUGUGGAAGCACAUAGAGGAGCAGUCCUUGCUGGUCGUUGGAGCUAUGAUGGCACUGCUUUUGUUACAGCUGGGGAAGAUGGUCAAAUCAAGAUAUGGUCACGAAGUGGAAUGUUGAGAUCAACUUUAGCAUCUAAUAGCUUUCCUAUCUAUUCCGUUGCUUGGGGACCAAAUUCAGAUCAAGUAUUGCAUACUUUAAGUCGCCAACUUGUUAUCAAGCCACUCCAGCCUAAUUCAAAACCACUUCAGUGGAAAGCUCAUGAUGGUUUAAUUUUAAAAGUUUCUUGGAAUCCAAGCAAUAGUCUUAUUGUUUCUGGAGGUGAAGAUUGUAAAUACAAAGUUUGGGACUCUUAUGGUAGAAUUUUAUACAGCAGUCAUUCUAAUGAUUAUCCAAUAACAUCUGUAUCUUGGUCACCUAAUGGAGAAAUGUUUUGUGUUGGCUCCUUCAACUCCUUGCGCCUAUGUGAUAGAACAGGGUGGUCUCAUAGCUUGGAUAAACCAGAGACUCAAAGUAUAUUUUGCUUAGAAUGGUCAUCAGAUGGAACUCAAGUUGCUGGUGGCUGUGGCAAUGGACAUGUCAUUUUUGCUCAUGUUGUGGAAAGGAGACUGGAAUGGAAGCAUUUUGAAGCUACUGUGAGAGGAAGGAAAACCAUAACUGUGCAGAAUGUGAGCAAUGACUUGUUGGAAAACUUAGACUUCAGGGAUAAUAUCAUCAAAGUGUCCUUUGAUUACAAUCAUCUCAUUGUAGUAACUUCAACACAGUGUUAUAUCUACAGCACCAAAAAUUGGAACACUCCACUGAUAUUUGAUUUAAAGGAGGCAAACGUUUCUUUAGUUGUUCAGGCUGAAAAGCACUUUCUGUUUGUUGAUGGCCAAGGGUUGUACAUUUAUACAUAUGAAGGUAGACAAGUGAGUGCUCCCAAAUGGCCUGGGAUGAGAACCGAUUACCUCAAUGAAUCAACUGUUACUCUUAGCAAUGACACUAUUGCUGUAAGGAAUAAAGGAGAUGAAAAAGUUAUCCACAUUUUUGAUGCAGUAACAGGCAAGUAUAUACCAGAUGGAAAACCAUUUUCUCAUAAGAUGGAAAUUUUGGAGAUUGCUCUUGAUCAGUGUGGUGUUGCAAACAGCCGUCGCCUUGCUUUUGUUGAUAAGAAUAAAGAUUUGUAUCUACUUAAUGUUCGGACACUGCCUAGUGCUUCCAAAAAAAUGAUGAAACUUGGAGUAAUGAUGCACUCUAUAAAGUGGAAUGACAAUUCUAAUAUGUUGGCUGCUCUGCAAGAUGGCAAGUUAAUAAUAUUCUAUUAUCCUGCAAUAGUGUUUGUGGAUAAGAAUCUACUAUCUCUAACAAUGGUACAUAAAGAUGAUAGUGACUUUGGGAAAAAUCCUGAAAUCCUCAGCUUCAUUGGAAAUCAUAUCAGCAUCCGAAGGGCAGAUGGUUCUCUAGUAUCAUCUUCAGUAUCACCCUAUCCCUCUGUACUACAUGGUUAUAUUUCUUCUCAUCGCUGGGACGAUGCUGUUAGGCUUUGCAGAUACAUCAAAGAUGAUGCAUUAUGGGCAUGUUUAGCUGGAAUGUCCAUACUCUCGAAAGAUUUAAAAACAGCAGAAAUAGCAUAUGCCGCAAUUAAAGAGUCAGACAAGGUAGAGUGCAUCCAAUACAUCAAAAAGCUUCCCUUGAAAGACCUGCAGGCAUCAGAAAUGGCCCUUCUCUGUGGAAAUGUGAGAGAAGCUGAGAGUGUUUUGCUGACUGGAGGCCUCGUCUUCCGAGCAAUCAUGCUGAAUCUCCGAUUGUAUAAGUGGGACAGAGCUUUAGAACUUGCAGUAAAGAAUGGAAAUCACACUGAUACAGUAUUGGCUUUCAGACAAAAAUACUUAGAAACAUUAGAUGUCAUAGAAGAUAAGCAGAACUUCUUGCAAUCAAUGAAAGAUGUUGAGAUUAAUUGGGAUGUUGUAAAUUCUAAAGUUGAAGAAGAAUAUCAAAAAGAGAAAAGUAUGACGCCAUCUACUCCUUCUCGAAGACGAUCUUCUCUAAUGCUGUGAUUAAGAUUCGGUGCUAUGUUGUGGUCUCUUUCAUCAGCAGAUUUAAAUAUGAUCUGUAUUUAAUUUAAAGUAUUUUUAAUAAUCUAAAAAUAAAGUCAUCAUAAAGCA
Molecule: messenger RNA, 2413 nt
Organism: Uloborus diversus
Lineage: Eukaryota; Metazoa; Arthropoda; Arachnida; Araneae; Uloboridae
Gene: Oseg5
Product: intraflagellar transport protein 80 homolog
Exons: 19
Coding region: 83-2305 (740 amino acids)
Biological process (GO): cilium assembly
Cellular component (GO): cilium; centrosome; intraciliary transport particle B
Molecular function (GO): protein binding
Source: RefSeq, a predicted model, not a curated record